Pocillopora meandrina is the source of this 8948-nucleotide messenger RNA. NCBI's taxonomy places the organism in Eukaryota, Metazoa, Cnidaria, Anthozoa, Scleractinia, Pocilloporidae. The record is from the annotation of a GenBank genome assembly.
AUGGAGGGUGAAAGUCCAGCCGAACUUCCAGUCAAGCACGAAACCCAGGUGAAGGGUCCCCCUGGUCAGCCUGUAACAUCUCAUCAACAGAUGGCUCCCGGCCAGCCAAUCAUGGCACCCACCCCUGGACAGCCAAUCAUGUACCAGAUGCCACCCGGACAACAACCGGUUUUUGUGCAAAUGCCUGCUGGUCACCCAGCAACAACACCAGAUGGGCAGCCUAUUCAGUAUUACUAUGGUCAACAACCAGUUCAGCCAGGUCAAUUAAUGCAACCGGUUCAACUGGUUAAUGUCCCAAGCCAACCUGGUCAACCUGUAUAUUCUCAACCACAGGCUGGACAGGGUCUGGACCUUACGAUCGAUACCAAUUUCCUCAAGUCCCCUCUCUGCUACAUUAAGAUAGUGGAAUUUGUAAGUACUGACUUUGCUGGUUUUCUAAUGUAAAGACAAAAGGUUUUGAUGCGUACGAUUUUGUGUAAAUUUGAGGUUUACGCGGCUUAUGCAACCAUAAGAGAACAAUGGUAUGGUUUCUUAAUUGUUCACAAAUCUUAAGUGUUAGGUCUUAUUACUAUGUCGCACUGUUUUGUUUCUCAGUUAUGGAAGUUGUCGUUAACCAGCGAGAACCUUAAAAGAAAAGUUUGUCUUCAGAAACCAUACAAUUUUUACCUCUGCCAUUAGAAUUCAUUUAUGAGAUUAUGACACAGACUGCAGUUUGAUAUUUUAAAAAUUAAAAUAGCCGUUCGAAUUUUUCUUUCAAUGUGCUAAGACUUAAGCCAAGAACGCCUCCAUUUUGAUUCUUACCUGGCAACCUGCUCGCUCACAAGUCAGUAAUGAGUCUUAUAAAUCUGCUGGACUAAUUCGGAGCUAUACAUAAAGGCAUUCUUGACUCAAAUGGUGGCUUUUCUGCGAUAAACAGGGUAGGAACAGUUCAUGAACCAUGUGUUGUCAUCUUGCCUUUGCGGCCAGGUUACCGAGCAUUUACAUAAUGGCGGCCUUCCGUAGUCGAACAUUUGCACAUUUGGAAACGGUUUGCGAUUGGUUAGCUUGUUAGUUGCAGAGAAUAAACCGCAGUGAGUUUUCAUUUUUUUCAUGGCGGAAAUGAAAAUUAAUGGGUUCCCGGACCACACUUCUCCUUUAUUUACAAAACAUUUGUCAGGGUAGAAAAACAAUAAGGGACAAGAAAAGACUAAAAGAUAUGGUUAAGGAUGGAGAAGAUGAAGCCGCAUUGCAAAAAAAAAUUGAUGCAUUUGUCAUGACCUAUUUCCUCCGAGCAUUAUAAAAUAUCUGUUUUGCAGGUUGUUCUCCUAGGGGCCUGGGCAAGUAUCGUGAAGUACUCUGGUGAUCUUGGCGUUCCAGAUGCAGACGAAAAAGCCAACUUCUUCAAGGGUAUUACCAUUUUUUGCUGGCUGAUGGUGAUAUUUUACAUGAUCAUUCAUAUUUUCCGCUUUACCAAACUUUGUAGUUGUGGUCGAGAGUCUAGGCUUACAUUGGUGGUAAGUUAUGAUUCAUUUAAAUAACUUUUGUUUCGGUAUCAUCGGAUUUUGAUUGAUUGAAUACCGGUGAAUUCAUGAGUCCAAAACUUACGCGAAAGUAGAUGGGGAAGUAACUUUCCUCCUGGUAGUGUUAUCUUGGAAUUAAUCAACUCGUCGCGUUGCACUGUUUCCUUGUCAAGUUUUGGAACCUUCACUUCGUCCGCAUUCUUACCAAGCUCUAACAGUUCUGCCCCUUUCCGCCCUCUUACCGUUUACAGAAAUUUGAAUAUCCCUUUCCUUUGAAAACUUCUGUAGCUAGCUCAGGAACUUUCAUAUUUGGGAAAAGAGCAUCAUAAUCUGCCAUGUCGAGACGACUCCUAUUCCCCUCAGCCCCGACUGGUGCUCAAAACUAGUUACCAGACUUUCUCGCACAAACAAUUCGAUACUAGCCUAUUGAUCUUUCAAUCAUUUAGUUAUCAAUUUAUAUAUUCUUUCUUAAUUGGUCUUUCAUUAUUCAUUCAUCCACUCAUUCAUGUGUUCAUUUAUUUUUCUAUUAAUUUAAACCUGUAUGGUUAUCUUUUUCUUAUUCUUGGAUAUAUUAUGUUUUCUAUCUUUUGCAGUCUCUCGUCUUUUAUUUCAUCAUGUUUGCGCUGCUGCUCGCCUGUACUGGAAACUUGGUCCCAAGGGCCGUUUACUUUGGAAAACGCCAGAAAAUUAUCUCAAGCACAUACAGACCAUUUGUGGUAUCCCUUAGUGUUGCCCUGGUAAGUUCUACAAUAAAAUGUAAAAUAUCCGAAGAUGAAUAUGAUUUCCGAUUACCCAUGGGCGUAUUGUACUGAACCAGGAUUAAACAUCAAUUGAGACUCUCUUGUACAAGAGGACACUUCGGUGACACAUACACACACACAAAAAGGGACGGGAAACAAAUUGAAUUGAAAUCAGUUUCAAUACGUGGUGAAUAUUCACGCGGCGAAUCCCACUUUAGCUUAUUCUGGAAAGACUUUUACUUUAAGUAUGCAGCUGUUUCGAGAAAGGUUGUCGGAUAAAAGCCUAACAGUGCACGCGACAACCCCGAAAGGUAUUGUGGGUUGUUUCAGUCCUUGGUUGCUUAACCGAAGUAUUUCAGGGAAAUCUGAGAAAAUGCCCCUGUAUAGACGAGGCAGCGUGGGUUUGAUGAAUUUAUUUUUUUCUUAUUUGACUUUUGCACUCUCUGAUUAGUCAACGCUAUAAACCAAUCAUAUUUAUAUCUUAAAGAAAACCGCUACCUGCUGGCGGUUUCCUUUACUCUUUACCUUCUUUAAUUCUUAUCAGCUUCUUUUAAAGUUUUCUUCUGUUUUGAUCGGUUUGUACGGCUCGGUCUCCGACACUCGGUCGAAAUAACCAUAUAGAUAUAAUUUCUCUUUUCUAAAUCCUGGCAGGUCUUUGGAUUUUUGUCAUGUAUAGCGUUUGCAUUGGAUAUGGUAUUACAGUACAAAUUGUUUCAGACACAGCGAGCUCAGGAGACACCAACCGAACAAGCGCAGGAAUCUCCCCAAAGACAGGCCUGGGAUAUCAACAAGGAGUAUUUACAGUCACAAUACUUUUUCGUCAAACUAGCGGAAUUGGUAAAUUAUGAGUGUUUGUGGAAGAAAUCUGUGUAAAGCUAUUUUACUUCUUUAAAUAUCAGCGAAGAAGCGCAGAAAGAGCACGUGAGGAUGAGCGCAGGGUUUGUCUUUUAAUUUUCUACCCCACCCCCUCCCCCUCCCCCUUUAAGCUCUUGUGUUUGUAUUAGUCAAAUGUCCAGCGCCUUUUAUUGCGUUCUCGCGGGAACUCGAGCUCUAAACUUGGAAAAUACAGAAGGCCCGUGAGCUGAUAAUUAUGUAGGCACACCUAGACACCAGCGGCUCACUUAGGAUAGACGGUCAAGAAUCACGGGGCAACAGGUUUUUUUUUCUGUAAUGAAUAGUUUUUUUUCCUUUAAGUCCUACUCCUGGGUACCACUGUAGUCCGAAAGACGAUUAACUGUCUUCCAUUUGAUAAGCACGACGAUAAAAAAUCAGUUAUGCAUGCCUUUGAUGCCUUUUUUACUUGACAGAUUAGUAACUUUAAAACAGAACGAUUAAAAUGAAUAACGGAAAUUGGUUGGGACGUAAGGUGGUGCUACCUUCACUCAACGGGCAAGGAGUGCUUGAGCGGGUGGAGAUAACUUUGGAAGGAUGACCUCCAAGCGGUGGAGUGUAGGGUUCUAUAACAACAGUUCACGUUAAGUGGGCCAAUCCUCUCCUCUAUUUCAGAUCAUUCUCACUUACUUUACAUCAAUAUCAGUAAUUCCUCCAAAGCUUACCCUAUUUUUCAUCCAUUUUCAGUUCCUGCUCUUUGUGGCAUGGGUAUGCGUCCUGAAAUACUUUGACACGAAUACUUUCAAAUAUACGAAUAAGACUCACGAAGAACCGGCAGCAGAAUUCUUUAGAGGAAUCACAAUCUUUUCCUGGGUGAUGACUGUUCUUGUGACGUUGACAUUUGUGAUGAGUUUCGACAAGCUUUGUGCUCGGCCUUCACGCUGGACAUUGACGGCAAGUAACGAUCCCCUUUUUCUUCCCAUGGCCACCUCUUUGAUAGAAAAAUGACCCCGUUCGUCUUAACCCGUUAACUCUCAGAAGUGAUGAACAUGUAACUUCUCCCUAUAACAUCCAUACAUUAUUCAGCAAACAGGUUAUGAGAAUACUUAAACUCAUCAGGUACAAGAUAUUACCUUGAUUGAACACCAAAUUUUCGUAAGCAAUUUACAAGGAAAUGUGUGGCAGCUAGAGGGGAGAAUUAACAAUCAGAUCUUGGGAGUUAAAGGGUUAAAAAGGCCGCACUUGAGUUCUCUAUGGGUAGAAAGAGGCGAUCAUAUUAGAGACAAGUAUGCCUUUGAAAGACGAAACUAAAAAGUAAAUAACAGUGAGACUUGAAAAAUGUCAAUUUUCUCAAGAUCCUCGUCCACAAACAGUGACAUGAUUAAAACCUUCUUAUUAAGUUUACCAUAUUUUUUUUUGUCCACGUGUAACCUUUACAGCCAAAUUUGUUUUGCAUAGAUCAGCACUUUUACAUGGCAUAAAUUUUAUGCUCCUUGGGUUUCGUCCACUCUUAUGAGGAAACCUUGUCUUAAAUGUUCUGAUAUGGGGAUUGAGCCUGGGAUGAAGGGGCGAACUUUAUUCAAUCUCGGUUUAAUUUUUUUGUGUUUUCUCCGUAGGCUUUGAUCAUUGGAUUUGUCUUGUUUUCGUUGAUAAUUGCUUGCUGUGGGAAUCUGACUCCUGAGGUUGUCAGAUUUGGAAAGAAUUACAAAAAUGUGAUUACAGAUUACAAGUCCAAUGUACUAGCUCUGUUUAUAGGACUGGUAUGUAAUCUUUUUUUUUUUUUUUUUUUUUGUUUCGCUUCGGCGCGGAAUUCAGAACUCUAAGUUAGGCGGUUGUUCGUGACAUUGGCAAUUGUUUAUCGCGAUAUACUGGAUUGCUUUAUUUCCAAUUUUGGUGAGAUAGAACAAACUCUCAGUCGGUUGAAGUAAUCAAGAAGGAACGCAUACGCCAAAGGGUGUAGAAGAAUGACGUUGAUUACUAUGAAUUAUGUGGAAAUUUCGGGGCACGCUCAUUUUUUACGACGGCAAAUCACAAAUGAUAUACCUUACGCACGAACUUUUUUACGACGGCAAAUCACAAAUGAUAUACCUUACGCACGAACUUGUACACAGAACUCUGUUUAUCGGAAUGUAAGUUUCGAAAAAGGUGUGAAUUGGUUCGUAGACGCGAAUCAGAGGUGAAUUUUUAACCCGGUAGCGUUGACAGAAAUGUACGUUUGUAAAUUUCUACCUCGAUUAAAGUAUGGAUACUUCACGUACACAACAAGAUGGCCUCUGGGCUAGCCUACUGGACUACACAUCACAUUGCCUCUUUCUACCCUGGGGGCUGGGAGGUUAGUUACCGGCAGACUCUUAGGGAAACUUUAGUUAAGGCUGGAAUUACUAACCCUUUGCAGUGGGUAUUUAGGUUGGUGGGACGUUUCUCAAUCCUUGAUAGCCAGAAAGUAUACCAUAUUUCUAAAUCUGCUCUCUGGUAGGGGUUUGGAUUCUUAUCGUGUGGGGCAUUUGGCGUGGAUAUGGUGUUGCACUACAAGCUGUUUCAGACGCAACGAGCUCAAGAGACACCCACUGAACAAUCGCAGGGACCUCCCCAAAGACGAGCUUGGGAUUUCAAUAACGACUUCUUAAAUUCUACGACGUUCAAAGUAAAAUUAGUGGAAAUUGUAAGUUUUUAUUAUCGUCUACGAUAAUGAUUUCACAAGGGACCAAUAACUAAAAAAUCAGAGAUCUUAACAUCACCCGGUGAAGUUCAACGUACUUUGCUCAAUCACUGUAUUUUGUUUUGUUAAGUUUGAUAUUAAUCAAAGUCCAAACCGAAAGGCCAGAGGGUACGAUGUAACCCUGUAAAAUUUUAUAUUAAACUUACACUAUUGCAAUCAAAGUUAACAUAUUUCACCCCGCCGAUUCAGAUGUUACUUCGAAGUUUUUGGUUUGGGUUGGACGCGAUGGAGUGCACUUGCCUUGCGGUUGGGUUAUUGUGCAUAUCGAUGCCUAGUAUCCCCCUAAAUGCUGUGAACAGCUAACAGCAUUGAUCUGUGAUGUUGUAUAUGUAGAUUUUCAGUUUCCACGUUUAAUCCAUACCUUUCAACGUAACUGUGAAGAAACGGAACACGAAUCUCAGAACUGAACCUUGCAAACCUUAAGAAUUUAACCUUGCGAACCUUCAGAACUCAACACUGCGAACAUUUAUGUUAUUUUUUUAAUUAGAACCUAGCUUGAAACCAAAUACUGCUUAUCUUAUCAAAGGGCGUGUUUAUUGACACACGCAUAGCGUUCAUAUACCAGAAUUGAGUUUAAGCCUUCGAGAGAAGUUGUUUUCCACGAGAACGGAUAGUUUCUUUUUGACGAGUUAGAACUUUGGAAUCUUAUAAAUCUAAUUAUCGUAGGAUAUAGCAAAUAAAAACCUUAACAGCAACCUUGUUGAGGCAACACUCUGUAAAGGGUAUUACAUUGUAAGAUAGUCACUGCAGCAACAAAAUUUGAACUACAGUUAUGCCACUUUGGAAUCGCUUUUAAAAAAACAUGCAAAUAUUUCCAUAGCGAAAUGGUCAGUUGAAAAUCCUUUUGUUUUACAUAAUCUUAGUAACAUCGACCUUCAUCAACAUUUUUACACGUAUUUUCAGAUGUUCCUGUUCGCGGCAUGGGUGUGCAUUGUCAUAUACUUUGACAUGGAUAUUUACUGGAUUACGACUGAGGAUUCAGAGGUCGAUUUUUUUAAGGGAGUCACCAUCUUUUCCUGGGUGAUGGCUGUUCUUUUGACUCUGACAUUUGUGUUGAGCUUUGAUAAGCUAUGUGGCCUCUCCUCCCGAUGGACAUUGACAGUAAGUGAUAUAUUUCUUUUUAAUAGAUAUUAGCUGAUAAUUAUCCUUAUCGAGGUUAUCAAGCUGGGAGAUUGAGUAACCUAUAUACCUUAUUCCAAAGGCAGUCUUGCCUAAGUUAUUUUUUAGACAAAUGAAUCUGUCCUCCCCGUAAUGAAAUUCUAACCGACAACCGACGUGUACAUAAAACAGGUAUGUUAGGCACGCCGGGUAAAACAUCGUUCAAAAAUUGUCGAGGCUCCCUUCUCAGAAUCCACACUAUUUCGUGAUUACGCAGAAUUGUCGCUUGUUCCCCACGCGUUGGCUGAAUGUUUCAGCGAAGACCGCCGCACGGGUAGGCGCCUGAGCAAAAUUUGCGGUACAAUUUUUUAUUACAAGAUACUUCUUGGAUCUCUGUCACGUUACUUAGAAGACUUUGAACUCAGUAAAUUUCCCAGAUGAUUUACUGCAUGGUUUCUUCAUCUCGAAUGCUCACGAAAAUAUUCCACAAUUCAACUGCUCGGACUAUUGUUAUGUAAUCAUACAAAAUUGCACAGGAUUGGCUGAUGGAUUAAGUGCACGCGCAAGGCCACGUGCCAUGAGAACGUAACGCAAUAUCACGAUAGUCUCCAAACACUUGACUGUGGAGAAUUAACCUUAGGACUAAUGUUCGUAUCGAGGGUGGAGAAAAGUGUUGCUCUCUCUCAGGUUGGUCUCUCCUGUGUAUUAGUUUAACUACAAACCGUGUGCUUCGCAUUGGUUGUGUUGCCCUGUUUAAUCUAUUUUUAUGUAUUUAGUCUGUAGGUGAUUUAUUAACUCGACUAAGGAAAUGAGAGAUCGAUUGUUGAAAUGUUUGUUUAUAUCUUUGAUAUUUUCAGACUUUAUGUGUUUACCUCCUUGUCGCCAUUUUGUUGAUCGUUUGCUGCGGAACCCUAACUAAGCCUGUCAUCGACCGGGCAAAGACUUUCAAAUAUGUGAGCACGAAUAACAGGGCUAAUAUAUUAGCUCUGAUUAUAGCAGCGGUAAGUAAUGUUUGUGUGUUUGCACACUGAUUCAAUAAAGUUUAAAUUCCCUCCUCCGCCCUAGCAGAACGACCUGUGACCAACGACCUUUAAUGUGGUUUCAUCAACAGUCGAAAGUAAAAUUCUUUUGAUUCAUUUGUAUAUGAUUCGAUCGUAUUCAUCAACAAUUUUGAGCUGAUGAACGAGAAACACUGAAUAAUGAGAGUACACCGAUUUUGACUUGACAGCCGCUGGGGUAUAUCUCGUGGAUAAUUGUGAUUGUAGAUAUCAUCCUUAUGUACAAGUUGUACCAGCAGCAAAGAGCGCAGGAGGCUGGCUCCUCGGCACAGUCGGGUGUCGUCCAACAUCCUGCCGUCGUGAUUGUCCCACAAGGCGCUAAACAAGUUCCUUAUCAACCAGCUGCAUAUCCAGGACAACAGCCCGUCCAAUAUCCGGGACAACAACCCGUCCAAUAUCAGGGACAACAGCCCGUCCAGUAUCCGGGACAACAGCCCGUUCAGUAUCCGGGACAACAGCCCGUCCAGUAUCCAGGACAUCAGCCCGUCCAGUAUCCGGGACAACACCCUGUGAUGGCAGGAGUUCCUGCCUACGGUUUGCAAGCACAGAAUGGAGAAAAUGAAAAAUGAAAUGUAGCAACGUGCUUUGUAAAGCGAAGUCUUCCUUACUAUGCGCAGAGCAAUUUUGCAAAAUUUAGAACUAAGGUAACUGAUUUUGGCGUAGUGACGAGACAAGGGUCGCUUUUAGUUAAGUCUUCGAUUGCCGUUUGGUUUGCUGAUAUAGUAUCACAACUCGAGAUGAUAUGCUUUGUAGAAAAAGCGCAAAUAAGUAAGGUCACCGUGGAGAAAAAUUAUUUGUGUUUGCCGGGGAAUCUCAUUUCCCUAUUGUGGUCAGUGAUAAAGAAAAGCAAAAAUGUCUAGGAAAAUAUUAUGUGGUUAUUUAACAAUGUCUGUGUGCUGUCUUAAAGAUUACUAAUAUUUGGCAGUAUAUUGAGCCACAACUAAGCUAGGUAGGAUUUAUAAACAUGUAUUAUGCUUUUAAACAGAGUAUUAAAUAUCGACGG